Seminavis robusta is the source of this 897-nucleotide messenger RNA. Lineage: Eukaryota; Bacillariophyta; Bacillariophyceae; Naviculales; Naviculaceae. The record is from the annotation of a GenBank genome assembly.
AUGCGGCAACAAAAGGCCGAUGCCAUGGACAGGAGCACACACACCACCAAGUCAUUCAAGUCAGCCCAGUCCACUCUGGAUUUGAGCACCACAAGCCGAUCUGUCAGGACCACAGAGACCAUUCAAACCGCCGCCACCAGCUUGUCAUCGUCGUCUCGUUGGGCCACGGAUGAGACUCCCGGAAUGCCCAUCCCCACCACUGCCAUCAUUCAACAGGGUGUGGAUGCCCGCAGUACUCCGACUGAUUCUGAAGCCGGAAGAGAACAACCACAAGGUGCCUUUAUCACAGGUGUGGCCCCACCGCUGACCCCGUUUGAACUAGCAUUGGAAGUCAACGAAGACUUGACCGAUUCGGAGUAUGAGGAUGAUGAUGAAGAUGAUGAUGAUUACGAUAGUGACGACGACGAAACCGAAUCUUCUGAUGAAGAAGCAGAACGUGAUGAUGGCGAAGAUAGUGAUAGUGACGAGGAGGAGGAGGACAGCAGCGACGAGUCCGAAAGCAACUCCAGCGGCUAUGAUGCACUGAUGGAAAACGAUGACUUUGUAGCCGUCAUUCAACGUGCCCAAGCAAUGGCAAAGACCCAGCGUCCACCUUGUCCACAACGCUGUCUUACUAGAAACAAGGACCGCCAUCAGCUAGAACAAGUUGCCCACCAUGCGGUCAACAAGGGAUGUCAGAAGCAGACUAGAAAAGGGAACAGAGCCGAGAAGAGCGAACCAAGCAGCAAUGGUGACAAUAACCUGAGCUUCAAGACACACAAUGUGACGACACACGAAUGGGUUUUGCCUGCAAAUAAAGUUCUACCGAUUUCCUUACAAGAUCUCAUCAGGGAGGCAUCGGGAAAUCCAGAAGUGGAUAUUCAACAAAGGAUCCAACAGGCUCUAAUGGGGCAAUAA